CCGGCGGGGAGACCGGCGGGGAGACCGGCCGCUAGCGCGCGCACAGACCCCUACCUCGUGUGGCUCAUGGACUCUGGGCGCUCCCGCUCCCACUUCCAGUCGGACCUGGACUUCUGUCCGGACUGCGGCUCCAUCCUGCCCCUGCCCGGGGUUGAGGACACGGUCACCUGUAUCCGCUGUGGCUUUUCCGUCGACGUGCGAGACUUCGAGCAGAAGGUGGUUAGGACCACGUUUGUGUUCCACAAGGUGGGGACGGCGGUGCCCGUGGCGGCGGACGAGGGGCCUGAGUUCCAGGGGCCCGUGGUGGACCGGCGCUGCUCGCGAUGCGGCCACGAGGGAAUGGCCUACCACACCCGGCAGAUGCGCUCAGCCGACGAAGGGCAGACCGUCUUCUACACCUGCACCAGCUGCAGGUUUCAGGAGAAAGAAGACUCUUGAUUUUUUUU
Messenger RNA from Puma concolor (puma), 446 nucleotides. It is a transcript of the gene POLR1H, whose product is annotated as RNA polymerase I subunit H. Gene Ontology annotation, biological process: DNA-templated transcription; termination of RNA polymerase I transcription. Gene Ontology annotation, molecular function: zinc ion binding; nucleic acid binding. Gene Ontology annotation, cellular component: RNA polymerase I complex. NCBI's taxonomy places the organism in Eukaryota, Metazoa, Chordata, Mammalia, Carnivora, Felidae. The record is from RefSeq and is a predicted model, not a curated record.